Messenger RNA from Cheilinus undulatus (humphead wrasse), 10704 nucleotides. Its product is annotated as ras/Rap GTPase-activating protein SynGAP-like. NCBI's taxonomy places the organism in Eukaryota, Metazoa, Chordata, Actinopteri, Labriformes, Labridae. Gene Ontology annotation, biological process: regulation of GTPase activity. The transcript has 19 exons. The record is from RefSeq and is a predicted model, not a curated record. Bases 1235 to 4936 code for a protein of 1233 amino acids.
AUCUCCGCCCUCAAGGGAGAGACUUCUCCGUUUACCGAGCACCUUUUUUUUCCUUAACGCACUGCCGUUAAAACACAAUUAGGUGUGACGGACGGACUGCACGAGCGCAAAGGACACAGCUACAAUUUUGGCACCGGAUUCCCCCCUCUCGUUGCAUCGUUAUGAAUUCCUGGAUUGUGGGGACGUCGUUGUGUCACGCAGGGUGAACUACAGACGCUUUCAAUAUUAAAUCACACGAGCUGAAGCAGAAGGAGCACGUCAAAAAUGUGCAUAAAUCAAAUAUCGAUCAGAUGCGGCUUCACAUCAUCGGGAUUCUGCCUGUAAAUAUCUUUUUGGAUGUUAUUUUUUGCGCCUUUUUUGUUUUAGUGCGCGUAAUGUGCAGUAGGUUUGUGUGGACAGAGUUGGCUUAGCCCUCAGGCUUAUCAUCUUCAUCAUUAUUAGCAUUGGCCGUUAUUAAUGUGCAGCUCACAGUAGUUGUAAGCUAACAGAAUCAGUCAAUGCAUCGUUUAUCUCUGCAGAGUGUUUCUAAAUGCUCAUACAAGUGAAUCCUAAUGAACUAAUUGGCUCUGUGGAUCGUUAAACCAAACGCGCUAACAGGAGUUCAUCUGUUUUCCCAGAUCAUAAAGCGACGCAGGGGCUGUUUGGAGUCACAUGCGCCCAGAACAAACAAUUAAGAUGACAAAACCCGUUCCCACAGGAGAUUGCCUUUAUUACCGAGGAAACUGCACCGGGAUCCAAGAUUGUAACAGAGUUGGGAGACAGGGAGUCGAGGAAGAAGAGAAGAGGCAGGAGAAGCAAAGGAGAGCUGCUGAGCUGCACUACACAGCCCAGAGGAAAGCCUUGGCUCCACUGAUGGACUGAGCUGAAGGUGACAGGAGCCUAGUAUACACCUGACAGAGGCAUUUAUGGACACACUGCAGCAUAGGUGAGACCUGGAAGGAAGCUGCUGCACACUUUGAACACAGCUAAUUGGCCCUAAUGAUUGAAAUACAUCUAACUGAGGACACCACUGGCGUUUUAUCUGGAAUCCGUCUCUCAGGUUAGCACAAACUGAUCCUACCUUUGCCCCGAAAAGCACCUGGAACCUCAGCUCCUUCCUAAGUGCCAGGGAAGCCCACCAGAGUCCGUCUGUACCCACAGAUGUAACUAAGCUGUCAACAUUUCGUCUCCAGGAAGUCCUGUGUUUCUGGACCAAUCUCGCAGGGCAAGUUUUGCCUCUGUAAGACAGUCAAGCAUGGAAACUCCUCCGAAUGCCACCCCACAGCCCUUCAGACAGCCGAGUUUUCUCAAUCGAAGGCUGAAGGGAUCCAUCAAGAGGGCCAAAAGUCAGCCCAAACUGGAUCGAACCAGCAGCUUCAGACAAAUGAUUCUGCCUCGGUUUCGUAGUGCUGACCAGGAGAGGACACGAUUGAUGCAGAGCUUCAAAGAGUCACACUCCCAUGAAUCCCUGCUCUCUCCUAGCAGUGCGGCAGAGGCUUUGGACCUAGUUUUGGAUGAAGAGGCCAUAAUCAAACCUGUCCACUCCAGCAUUUUAGGACAAGAGUACUGCUUUGAGGUGACGACCAAUUCAGGGACAAAAUGUUUUGCCUGCCGUUCAGCUUCAGAGAGAGACAAGUGGAUUGAAAAUCUGCAACGAGCUGUCAAACCUAACAAGGACUCCCCGUUUCGUUUUCAGGACAACAGCAGACGGGUCGACAAUGUGCUCAAGCUGUGGAUCAUCGAAGCCCGAGACUUACCGGCGAAGAAGCGCUACUAUUGUGAGCUGUGUCUGGAUGACAUGCUGUACGCACGUACCACCAGCAAACCUCGGACUGACACCGUCUUCUGGGGGGAGCAUUUUGAGUUUAACAAUUUGCCUACCAUUCGUAGCCUUCGUUUGCACCUCUACAAAGAAACUGACAAAAAGAGACGCAAGGAGAAAAGCACAUAUCUUGGCCUCGUCAGCAUCCCCAUCUCAAGCAUCACAGGCCGGCAGUUUGUUGAACAGUGGUAUCCGGUGAUCCAGUCCAGUGUGUUGGCCAAAAGCGGUGGUGUUGGAAGUGCCAAAGUGAUCAACGCCUCGCUGCGUGUCAAAUCUCGCUACCAAACAAUGAACAUUCUCCCUAUGGAGCUGUACAAGGAGUUUGCAGAGUACAUUACCAACAACUACCGAACACUGUGUGCAGUUCUGGAGCCGCUACUCAGUGUGAAAAGCAAAGAGGAGGUGGCAUUUGCUUUGGUACACAUUCUGCAAAGCACAGGGAAGACAAAGGAGUUCCUCUCAGACAUGGCGAUGUGUGAGGUGGAUCGAUUUAUGGACCGCGAGCAUUUGAUCUUUCGUGAGAACACGCUGGCUACAAAGGCUGUAGAAGAGUACCUCAAACUGAUAGGUCACAGAUACCUCAAAGAUGCUAUAGGUGACUUUGUUCGAGCCUUAUACGAGUCAGAGGAAAACUGUGAGGUGGAUCCCAUGCGAGUCCCACCUUCAGUCCUUGCUGACCAUCAAGCCAACCUUCGAAUGUGUUGUGAGCUGUUACUCUGCAAGAUCAUAAACUCUCUCUGCAUAUUUCCUAGGGAGCUGAAGGAAGUUUUCGCCUCAUGGAGGGCCAGAUGUGCUGAACGUGGCAGAGAGGAUCUUGCAGACAGCCUCAUCAGCUCCUCCCUGUUUCUGCGCUUCAUGUGCCCAGCCAUCAUGUCGCCAUCCCUGUUCAACUUGAUGCAGGAGUACCCCGCUGAACGCACAUCUCGCACACUCACACUCAUCGCAAAGGUGAUGCAGAACCUGGCCAGCUUCAGCAAAUUUGGACCAAAGGAAGAGUACAUGUAUUUCAUGAAUGAGUUUCUGGAGAUGGAGUGGGGCUCAAUGCAGCAGUUUCUCUAUGAGAUUUCCAAUAUGGACACCGGAGGAAACGCUGGAGGGUUUGAGGGCUACAUCGACCUUGGCAGAGAGCUGUCGAUGCUGCACAGCUUACUGUGGGAGGUCAUGGGCCAGCUUAGUAAGGAUGCUAUCCUGAAGCUUGGACCCCUUCCACGGCUGCUGAAUGACAUCAGCGUCGCCCUGAGAAACCCGCAACUUCACAUGCCUGCAAAUCACCAGCCUGAGCGACCAAAGGACCGUCUCUUCUCACGACCUUCUUUCAAUCGCCUCAAGUCCUCUGACUUCCAAAGCCUUAUGAUGCGGGACUUAAACAGUUCAAUAGACAUCUCUCGCCUCCCGUCCCCCACCACUGGAGUCUCUGCUGUCGAGUCUCUCUCAUCUAACCUGAACAUGAGGCGUCAAAUAGAACGAGACCUGCGCUCAUCCAGAGAAGUGUUUUAUGUUACCCGCCCGCCGCUGGCUCGAUCUAGUCCAGCCUACUGCACAAGCAGCUCUGACAUCACUGAACCUGAUCCAAAGGUCCACAGCGUGAAUAAAAGCGUGUCCAUGAUGGACCUCCAGGACUCUCGGAUGAACAGCAUUUCCAACCUGAACUCUGUGGGCGACAUGCUUACUUCCUCUCAGGCCUCUAUCGCCGGCUUGGGCCACAGCUUUGGAAACCUCUGCGGCCCUCUGCGGCACUUGCCAGCAGGCUCAGCUGGCUCCGGUUUGAGGCUUAGCCAGAUGGGCCACAUAGGGGGUCCUACAGAAUCCAUCUCCCAACAGCAGCAGCAGGCGGCGGCAGCCAUGAACUUCCCACUGUCUUUCCAAAACCCACUGUUCCAUCUGGCUGCCCAGAACUCCCCAGCCCAGUCUCAGCAACAUCCCCCUCCUCUCCUCUUGGCCCCUGAGCCCGAGAACGGCCACCAUGACUACCAGCCGGCUUUUGGCAACAGCGCCUUUUCACGCAGUGAGGACUUGUCUGCCCUGCGGUCACAGAGCAGUCUGGUGCAGCCCAGCAUCGUUCACUCACACAGCUACAGCGAUGAUUUCACCCGGCAGAAUCAGAACAACGACUUUGCCUGGCACCAGCUGUCUCUGCAGGUGCAGGAGUCUCUCCAGCAGCAGCAUCUGAUGGGAGUUGUCUCACAGACAACUACAGGCACAGGUACCCCCGCCUCUUUGGCCACACCGCCUACCACAGUUCAUCCUGUCCGCCAGUCAUCCAUCUCCCCUGGACAACACCUCAAGUCGCAGCGCUCCAUCAACACUCCAGCCACCGCAACUCCUCCAAAAGUCCGCCCACAGAGCAGGAACCUCCUCCUUGACUCCUCUGACACAAACUACAGCGGCAGUGGGCCAAAACAGCGCCAAACUCAGCAGCAGUCGCAACAGCAGCAACAACAGCAGCAGUCGCAACAGCAACAGGAAGCGCAGCUGUCCGUCACAGACAGUCCAGCUCCCGGGCUCCCGUACCAGACGAGCUCGGCCAAAGAGAACCAGGGCCCAUCGGCAGCUGCAGAGGUGUCGACAGACACGCCAACAAAAAGCACCAAGAAGCCUCAGGCGCAACUGCAGCCACCGCAGCAGCAUCUGCUCAAACCAGGCAAUAAGCAGGGUUCCCAGUCGCUGAAUACACCAGCCCUCAAUGAGCGGACAGUGGCCUGGGUGUCCAACAUGCCACAUCUUUCUGCUGACAUUGAAAGUCUGCGGCCGGACCGAGAGGGUCAGCUGAAAGAAUACUCCAAGAGCAUGGAUGAGUCGCGACUGGAUCGGGUAAAAGAAUAUGAAGAAGAGAUCCAUUCAUUGAAAGAGCGGUUGAAGAUGUCUCAUCGUAAGCUUGAGGAGUAUGAGCAGAGGCUUCUGUCACAGGAACAGCAGACAAGCAAGAUCCUGCAGCAGUAUCAGAACCGACUGGAAGACAGCGAGCGGCGUCUGAAGCAGCAACAACUGGAGAAGGACUCCCAAAUCAAAGGCAUCAUCAGCAGACUCAUGGCUGUGGAAGAUGAGCUGAGAGGGGGUGCCAUUCCUGAUAUUAAGCCUCGAAUCCUCACAGACCAGUCUAUCAGCCAGGUCUAUGGUGGCCUCCCAGGAUCCUGACUGCAACUUUCCAGGUGACCAGAGGUCAUGAUGGUCACUCGGGUGUGAGAAGACUGAUGUAGAUCCACCCACAAAAUCCCAUGAAGACAAACUUUUUGCAGAGCAUCCAGCGGGAUCACUGGACGCUGCAUCUCACUAUUUAUUUUGUUGAAAAAAACUUUGCACAUGUUCAAACUUAGCCAGUAAGAAAAAUGACAAUCAGUUUAGCGUGAGGACCAAUGUGUGCGGAGUCUUCUGCACAUUUCGACUGAAAUCUAAGCCAAUGCCACAACAAUGGCAAUACUGAACCUAAUGAGUUUCUUUAUUUAAUCAGAAGAAGUGAGAAGAAAUGUGAAAAACACUGAUUAUGAAGAUGGAGUCAUGAUUUUUUUUUCCCUUAACAAGCAGUACACUCGCUUCUCAAUGAAGUUGCUGCCGACAAAAUGUAAAAAAUGGCCUUUACAAGCACAAAAUCCCCUCAUGGUGAUACCUGGGAUGAGCAACGAGCAUGUUGUGUAAUCAUUUGCCAUCUAUGAUCCAUGGAUACAGGGUACAUGGAGAGACCUGCAUUACUAUUUGAUUCAAUCAUUUAGUAACAUCUCAAUACAAAGAUAUUUUAAUCCAUGAGGAUAUGAAUCAUCAUUAUGAUUUAAUGUAUAUUGUACAGCCAUUCCAAUGAAGAGAUGCCAGACAAACCAACAAUCAACUCACUGCUUUAAAUACAAUCAAGGUGUUCCUUCAGCACAGUGUAAAGACAGAACAAGUCUUUCAACCUUCAGUGUAUAAAAACAGAUUCUCUCAAAGUGACAAAAGCUUUUUAUUUAUGGAAAUAUAAAACAAAAUUUAACUGAGGUUACUCUAUGUACUGUUUACUUUGUAAAAAUAUUAUUUAUAUGAAGAUAUAUAUGACUUUUCAAAUCAGUGAUACAAAGUGCUUUUAAGUAAUACAAAUGAAGAUGUGAAAGAGUAUUCAAUUUAAAGGGGCAUUCCACUGUUUAUCAAUACAGGAUUAAAUCUCAGUCAUUGAAACAUUUCUAUAAUGCUCUCUGGGGCUCUUUGAGAGCCUACUCAACAAUGAUAACACAAUUUGUCAGCUAGGAGAAUCCACACUGCAACAUCAGCUUACGAAUAUUAAAGCAUGGAGUUUCACAGAUGUAGGUGAAGACUUGUGAAAAGAUCCUGUUAUAGGAAAAUGUUGAAAAUGAUCCAGCAGUUUGGAGCUUCACUCAACCAAUGGACAAUGUUCAUGUUUACACCUGGUAUUAGCAUGCUGUCUGUAUCUGGAUAAUGAGAUCUUCUUCAUUGGCCAUAUGAUGGCAUUAACCUUGUGAUCCCAAAAUGCACAUUUAUUUGUACUUUUCUUUGAUAGGGGCAUAGCUAGCCCUACUAUUUACCAUCGCUAAUUUACAUCCACAGUCCCUGGGCAGGUUAGAGAAACAAAAAAAAGUGACAGGACAAAUAUAUGUAGUGCAGAACAGAAGUUUAUGAAAGUACAUUGUGAACCAUGAAAAGCUAAAAAUAGCACAGCAGUACAAGAGGACAAGCAAAUAUGGUUUAUGUUAAAAGCAAUGCUGUAGGUUGCAGUUUUCCAUGUUCAGCUGAGGCUCAAAACUGGUUUCCCAAGCAUCCAGGAAAACCUGGAAAACAACAGAUGAAUUGCCUGUCAGGAAAAAUGAGAGAAAAAAGCAAAAUAUCCUUGAAAAUGUUGUGCUGUCCUGGAAAAAUAUUUAAACAUUCUCCAAAUUCCGUAUCAGAAUUCCUCAUAAAAGAUGCCAUUGUCAUCUUAAGCGUUAAAUUAUGUUAAGGAUCAAACAGUUAAUGGACAAUAGUAGUAAGAUAAGGCUACAUGCCAACAGCAGCUCUUGCCCUUAAACAGCAGUAACCUGGAAAAACCAAGUCAGGUGCAUGAGUUAACUUGUUCAUUUGCUAUUAUCCAUGUUAGCUAUUUUUAUUUUACUAAGACAGGUGAAAAGUGCUGUUUUUGGCCUAUCAUUUUUACAUUGCUGAGUUUAAAUUUUUUUUCAAGGAAAUUAAUAGGGAAUAUAAGGUUAUAGAUGCCCAAACAUUUUUUUCAAAUGUACUUAUAUUUAUAGAAUUGAGUGCUUUAUAUCUGCAGGUGUAUUUUCAUUAUUCUAUGAUUCAUUCAUCAUCUUGAGUCUUUUUUUGAAAAUAAUUUUAACAAUAUAUUUUCAGGCUUUUUAUGCCUUUGUUCAGAGAGGAGAACAGUGGAUAGAGUCAGAAACAGGGAUGCAAGAGUGGGGGAGAGACAUGGCCAAACUUCAACUGCAUGUUGCUAAGUCAUCUGCACCCCAAUCAUGUUUAUAAUAGAUAGGACAGCUGAAAAGUGACAGGAAAUACUGGAAGAGAGAGUGAGGGAAACUUGCACCAAACAGCACCAGAAUCAGGAUUCAGUCCUGUGGUGAGUGUUUCAAGGACUGUAUUCCAUGUAUAUCGGUCUGCUCUACCAAAUAAGUUUAACCAUCACCCUUUACAUUAUUUUAAGCAUGUAAGAGUUCAACAUUGUAGCCAGACUGCAAAUCCCUUCCACAGAAAGGGAUAUAACAGUAAAUAGGUGCGAUGUGUUCCUUUUUAACAGCUACAAUGGCGCUGAAAACAACCUAGAAAAGUCCGGGAAAAUAAUCUUUUUAAAAAGAUCUGUAGCCCUGGCAGGUUGCAGUGGAUUUACGUAGACCUUAAACAUGCUCUUAUGGUUCUGACCCCUGUAAAAAUGAUGUAUGAUUGCUUUCAGAGCUCAAAGGUCUGCAUGCAUUCAAACUGCACUCAUGUUUUCCCAUACCCAGAAAGCACAGCCAGAUACAAAUUGCAUGUAAUUCCCAAGUGUAAAUGUGGACACAGAGUACGAAGUCUAUCUUUCACAGCUGCUGCGUUAUGACCAUUUUUUUGUGCUCUGAAUCUUGAAGGGUCCAACACUUUUUCAUCUUUUGGAGUGUUUGAGGUAAAACAAACCACAUUAUCUGUCACAUGAUGACUUCAGGAUGGUUGCGCUUUAAUUUCUAAGGAAUACAAUGACAAUAAUGGCUACCAUUUUAAGCAGCAACAGCUUAAAGCUAGCUAAUUUUUUAUUUAUGGUUUCUAAUCUAUGAUGCCUCGGAUCAGAGAUACGGUGAUGGUCCAGAGCCAACUCGACUUUAGCCUCAAAACUGAUCAGUCAACCUUAUUUUAAAACCAUCAUGGUCUGCCAUUUUUCAUUCUUUAUCUUUUUUAGCACUUCCUUUUCUUUUCUCCUUUCUUUUAUUGGUACAGCACUUUGUAACAUUGUUUUGAAAAGUGCUGUAUGAAUCAAUUUUAAUAAGUAUUAUUAUAAACAUUUUGUGCAACUGGAAACAAACCAUAUUAUAGCAAGUAGUGAAUUACUCAUUUGUUGUGUUUAAUGUUUCUGAAGCAUAGAUGUGCAACACUUCUGCAUGUGCUUUUUAAACUGCAAGGACGAGUAACACGAUUUGUUGUCAGAUUUUAUUAUAAUGUACAAAAAUGGAAACUUUGACGUGCUUUCUCAGGGAAGGCACUUCUCUUUUUUUUUUUUAAAUCCAACCUGCUGACUCUUCUGCUUUUGUCAGAAGAGGGUGGCAUUAGGCCUUUUGCAUUAUACAACAUACAAGUACUUAAAGAAAGGACCGGGAACCAUAGACCAACAAGACAAGGCGAGGCAAGACGGUGAAAACAACAGAACAAUAAAGAGUUUCUAAGCAGGGAAAUGUAGUAUAUGUGCAUAGGAUUUGACUGCCUUACAGUCCAUGCCACAGGGCCAAAAAUAACAAUGCCAAUACAAGAAAUUGUAAACUUUGUACAUUUAAUGUCCUUUUUUGUAGUCAGGUGAUAAAUUAAUAAGCUGUGUGUUGGUUAAAUCUGUAUGUCAGAAUCAUUUAUAUUACAAAUUUCAUGGUUGAUAUAAUUUAUCUUAACCUCUUGCCUUUAAGAAGACAUUUUCUUUAGAGAUAAAUAUCAAUGAUACAAAGUUAUAUGUUUAUGUUAACACAAAUGUAUAAAAUAGCUUAAUGUAUAUUUAUUCUUAUAUGUAAAAUGUAUUCAAAUCAAGGGUAGGCCUUCAGGCAUGUUGUGGUAAAAGAAACAAUUCUUAUAAUAUUAUUAUUGACUCUUAAUGCUGCAAUCCAGAAACUACAGUGCUAUGGCGUGACUGUGUUCAUGGGAUGAGAGCGAAAUAACUUCCCAGCUUAUACUAUUUUAGUUGUGUGGAAUAACAAGAGAAACUCUUGAACUAUCUCGCCUAUGUAUGAAUAACCAAAACAGCAGAGGUGCUUUCAAAAAUACUGGACUGCAGUUUUAAGUAAUCUACUUUUUGAAACGUCUUUAUUUAUUUGGCCUGCAUUGCAAUACAGUAUUUUGAGAUGUUAUAAUGCACUUCUGUUUUCGUUUAAGAAAGUCUACGAUCUAUUAUCGGAGAUAAGGUUUAUUAAGACAUGAAAGUAUAUAAUAUUCCCAUGUAAUGUUGAAACUCUAUCUGUAUUAGCUGCAGUGGUACAGUGUGCUACCUCUGAAAACCUGCUCUCAUUCUUGUGAUGAAGGAUCCCCUUCAGUCUGCUUUAUACCACACUAUGAGGAUACUUUCUUCCAUGUGGCUAAAAUGUUUUUAAUUUAGGUCACAACGCUAACAGGCAGCCAUGGUUUUAGGUUGCUUUGCUUUAUUUUGAAAAAGUGAUUUUUAUUGUCUCUAAAUACCAAUCAAAAUGUUCAUUCCUAUUUCUGUAUCGUGUUGCUAUCCUUAUGAAGGCGGCAAAAAUGUCAUUGCAACAGUAAAAAUGGCAAUGAAAGUAAAACUUACAAAUAGAAAUGAGAAUUUUGAUCUUUUUCUCAAACAACCCUUGCACUUUUUAGUUUCUCAUCUUUGCUUUUCUUGAAAUGGCAAUGAACAAGCAAAUUCCCUAUCAUCACUGGGCCAUUUCUGCUUUGUCUUGUUGACUGUUUAAGUGCCGUUACCAUCACAUUCAUUACAAAAUCUUUUAAUUUCAGGAUGAGACUGGUCAGGGCUCGUGUGUUCUCAAGGUAUUAUAUGAACACAGAAAUAUAUUACUGAAAUCUUAAUGCACAAAAAUAUGAGAAUCAACACAAAAAGCACAUGAAAUGAGGGGUCUAUACUUAAGCAACUACUCUUUAAUUUUCUCGGUCCCUGGCCUUCAUCUCAUCUACAUUUACGCCUUCUUUUGUGUUGUAAGGAAGAAAUGUGUGUCUUUGUUCAAAUGAUAAAUGCUCCAGCAUAAUAAAACAUGGUUAGGAAUAUUACCGAAGAAGUGCUAAAUGAUUGCAGAAUCACACAUUGGUCCACUUUUUUGAGGAUGUAUUAUCUUGUAAACCCAAGCGAGAAGAAGUGUUGCUUUGCUGAAGCUAAAGCAGGACCUAAAACAUGAAAUGAGAUAUCUUUUAUAUUUUAAGUAAAGGUAUUAAACAUCUUUCAACACAUAUUUAUUAUGCUUAAAAUGGAUGUAUAGCAUAAUGGAAUGAAUCAAAGUAUUUUCUUGGCAGCUAUUAUUCUGCACAAUUUAUCUACUGUGUCACAAAUAGUUGUUGAGAUUUCUGACUUGAAUUGGGCCUACUGGAUGUAUUACCUUAAUUUACUUGACUUUUCUUUUCAAAUAAGCCAUGCCCCAUGGAUAAGCCAUACCCUCCAGUCCCCAGGUGUAGUAUGGUGGAUGUUCAAUGUUGGUAGUUUUAUUUAUAAUGGUAGUUAUUGUAGGUAUGAUUGCGCUUGUAAUUAUUAUUAUUAGUGUAAGUAUACUUGAUUGAUAUGAUUUGUUUUGUUUGAACAAAGGGAA